Molecule: messenger RNA, 716 nt
Organism: Saprolegnia diclina VS20
Lineage: Eukaryota; Oomycota; Saprolegniomycetes; Saprolegniales; Saprolegniaceae
Exons: 2
Coding region: 1-627 (208 amino acids)
Source: RefSeq, a predicted model, not a curated record
AUGAGCCGAGCGAUGAGCCGAGUGACGAGCCGAGUGACGAGCCGACCGAGUGACGAGCCGAGCGAUGAGCCGAGUGACGAGCCGAGUGACGAGCCGAGUGAUGAACCGAGCGAUGAGCCGAGUGACGAGCCGAGUGACGAGCCGAGUGACGAGCCGAGUGAUGAACCCAGCGAUGAGCCGAGUGAUGAGCCUUCGAACGAUCCGACCGACGGCCCCACGGAUACCCCAACCGAUGCGCCGACGGACGCUCCCAAGCCGACGCCGUCGCCAUCGAGCCAGCCGGGCAACGGGUCGCCGAUCCUGGUCAACUUGGCCGUGCCCGACCACGUUGGUGUCGACUGCCCUGGCAUCCAGUCGCGCUUCCCGGCUGGCACGCUCUUCUGUGGCUCGCCCAAGCCGCCGGGGGCCAACAUCUACACGCCGUCGUGCGACCAGUCGAUGACCGUGACGUGGCAGGGCAAGAGCGUCACGUGCGUCAUUUCGUUCCAAGCAUCGGGCGUCGGCUUGACGACCGACGCCUACGUCGAGCUUGUCCCCGAGGCCUACGCCGUGCUGACGGGCUCGACGCAGGGUGGCAUCAUCACGGGCGCGACCUGCAGUGGCGUCUGCAACGUCGCCCGGUCGUAAACCAUCGAGUAAUCCUUUGUGUUAUAUACCAUCGUCGUCGUCACAUGUAAAUGAAUAUAAAACAACACCGACCGUGUUGUCCACUGAAA